Molecule: messenger RNA, 1311 nt
Organism: Mesorhabditis spiculigera
Lineage: Eukaryota; Metazoa; Nematoda; Chromadorea; Rhabditida; Rhabditidae
Source: the annotation of a GenBank genome assembly
AUGUCCGCCCCGUUCAGCAUCCAAUGCUUCACCUGUGCCAAAUGCAAGCGCCUUUUCAACGCCAGCGCCGAGCAGAACGCGAUGGUGAUCAACAACUCGACCGGCGCCGUCGUCUGCCAGGGAUGCGCCGAGCCCGGAAACACGAGCUCCCUGGCCCCGUAUCUGCAGAUGAUCCAAGAGGCCACCAUGGCGAUUCCGAAGCACGUGCCGGUGAAGCCGCGCGACCUUGAAGCCCAGACCAGCCAAACGACCCGCCAAAACCAACAAGAGAAAUCGAUCCGCAUCUACGAGACGAUGACGCAGCUGAACAUUAUGGAUCGAAUUCUCUACGACGCGCAGCGCCAGGGCCGCAUCGCCUUCUACAUGACCAAUUCCGGGGAGGAGGGAAAUCACGUGGGCUCGGCGGCGGCCCUCGAAGAUCAAGAUCUCAUCUACGGACAGUAUCGCGAGGUCGGGGUCCUGAUGUGGCGCGGCUUUCCCGUCGACCAAUUUAUGCACCAAUGCUACGGCAAUUCCAAGGAUCUCGGCAAAGGCAAGCAGAUGCCGAUCCACUACGGCUCCCAGGAGCACAACUUCGUCAUGAUCUCCAGCCCGUUGAGCACCCAGAUGCCGCAGGCCGUCGGCAGCGCCUACGCGUUCAAACGACAGCCGAACAACUCGCGCGUGGUGUGCGUCUACUUUGGGGAUGGUGGCGCUUCCGAGGGUGACGCGCACGCGGCCUUCAACUUUGCCGCAACCCUGGACUGCCCGAUCAUUUUCUUCUGCCGCAACAACGGAUACGCCAUCUCGACGCCCACCACCGAACAGUAUGGAGGCGAUGGAAUUGCCGGGCAGGGACCCGGAUACGGUCUCCACACCAUACGCGUUGACGGAAACGACCUAUUCGCCGUCUACAAUGCCACCCGACGCGCCCGAAAACUGGCCCUCUCGAAUAAACCGGUACUCAUCGAAGCGAUGACCUAUCGAUUGGGACAUCAUUCAACAUCUGAUGAUUCGACUACAUACAGAUCGGCGGACGAGGUGCAGAAAUGGGGCUCUGGCGACCACCCGAUCGAACGAUUCAAGGCCUAUUUGAUGGAGAAGGGAUGGUGGACCGAGCAGAGGGAACAGGAAUGGGCACUACAGGUUCGCGAGCGUGUGCUGACGGCGUUCGCCGCAUCCGAGAAAAUCCAGCGUGCCCCCUACCACGAAAUGUUCGAGGGAGUCUACGAUAAGCUGCCGGCCCCUCUUCGUCGCCAGCGCCAGGAGCUCGACGACCAUCUCGCCGAAUUCGGAACGCACUAUCCGCUGGAUCGCCAUCUCAAGAAGUAU